Saccostrea cuccullata (small rock oyster) is the source of this 878-nucleotide messenger RNA. RefSeq lists its product as uncharacterized. The record is from RefSeq and is a predicted model, not a curated record. NCBI's taxonomy places the organism in Eukaryota, Metazoa, Mollusca, Bivalvia, Ostreida, Ostreidae. The coding region runs from base 87 to 713 and encodes 208 amino acids. The transcript is spliced from 6 exons.
GCUUUAGAAUCUUCGGUUCAGAUUCUCGUUAUCGGAAUAAGCGUGAAAUUAUUGAUAUAACCAAAGGUGUUCCGCAUGGAGUAAAAAUGGCCGCGGCCAUUCCGCAUGUGGCGAGGACUCCACAGAAAAUUUACAGCACAACGAAUGUAUGUUGUCUCUGCGGAUUUUCUUUUGUGGUAAAAGAAGUAGACAACGAAGGCAACAUACAAAUAAAAAAAUUAGUGAAACUUAAACUUAAGUUAACCGAAGAAAAGCAGACAGCUAUUCGGGAUGUCAUACAGACUGAUCUUCCCCCAAACGCUGAAGGUGUUUGUGUAAGGUGCUUUGGGAAGGUUGAGAAAGUGUUGAAGUACCAAAAAGAAAUAAAAGACAUACUGACAACAUUCGAAGAGAACAUGAAAAGAAACAGGGCCAAAACGCCAGGAUCCUCCACCCGUAAAAAAAGAGGUCGGGCUUCUCCCAAGACACACGAACAAGUGACCAUUCACAGACCAGCUGUUGAGCAUGCCACUGCUACAUGUGUUUCUGAGACUCGCUACAGGCCUAUAAUGCCGCAGCCACCACAAACUGAGGGAUCAUUACAAGGCUGCAAAAGUUUUCCAGAUAUUACGGGCCAUGAUACUUUAGAGAUUGCAGUAGAUGUUCUACGGACAUCAGCUGAGCCUGCCAAGGAGGAUUUUGGGUCGAUGACAUACUUUUUGAUAUCAUGUUGAAAUUUUAAUUUUCCUUGGCCUCAGAGAAAGUUGACAGUGUACUAUCCAAGCCAGACAAAGAAUACCUAUGUCCUACAAGAACACCAUAAAAGAAUAUGUAAGGCAAUUCUACAAGGAGUUAAUGUGGACAAAGUCAUUGUUGAUGAAUUGGUUGCUGAAAACCCC